Molecule: messenger RNA, 2940 nt
Organism: Telopea speciosissima
Lineage: Eukaryota; Viridiplantae; Streptophyta; Magnoliopsida; Proteales; Proteaceae
Product: ubiquitin-like domain-containing protein CIP73
Exons: 16
Coding region: 171-2450 (759 amino acids)
Cellular component (GO): BAT3 complex
Molecular function (GO): polyubiquitin modification-dependent protein binding; misfolded protein binding
Source: RefSeq, a predicted model, not a curated record
GAGCAGAAGAUAAAAAAAGGAGAAAGAGAAGCUCUCUGUUGGCUUUGCCCUCCUUUCUCCCUCUCUCCCUCUCUCCCUCUCUCCAUAUCUUCUCUCUCGAGGUUUGUUCGAUAAAGUUCUCAUCGAGACAAUACAGACCUUCGCAGGUACUAAGUGGGUUUCUGACAAGGAUGGGAAGUAAUGGUGCUGAUGAAGUAAUGGUAUGCGGAGAUGAGGCAGAAUGUUCUGAGGCCACUGUUGAGAUAAAGAUAAAGACAUUGGAUUCCCAAACUUAUACUUUGCGUGUGAACAAACGUAUGCCAGUUCCUGCAUUGAAGGAUCAGAUUGCUACUGUUACUGGGGUAGUAUCAGAACAACAGCGCCUAAUAUGCCGUGGAAAAGUUUUGAAGGAUGAUCAGCUCCUCUCUGCUUACCAUGUGGAAGAUGGUCAUACUUUGCAUUUGGUUGUUCGACAACCGAUCCCCCCUUCGUCUGCAUCCACAAUGGGUUUUAUGGGAUCUGAGAGCUUACCUGACCACCCAGCAACUGAUCCUACAUUAAGUGCUGGUCAGAGUCAAGGUAAUCAUGUGGCUCAUAGUGUAGUACUUGGAACCUUCAAUAUAGCUGACCAAGGGGAUGGUGUUAUUCCAGAUCUCAACCGGAUUAUUUCAACUGUUCUCACUUCUGUUUUCAGCAAUAUUGGAAGUGGUAGCGAAGGGGUCAAUCAUAGGGAACCUAGUUCGGAAGGACAUGAGAGAACAUCUGGUGCCAGUGGUCUUCCACAGACAGCCGGAUCUCAACCUGAGCAAUCCACCACCAGUGCUCAAUCUGCUCCACCUGGUUUUCGAAUUCCAGCAGCGAUUUCUUUGGGGCCUUUGCAUCCACCAGUUAUUCCUGAUUCUCUGAACACUUUAUCCCAAUAUUUAAGCCACAUGAUGCAUGAAUUCAGUGUGAAUGGCGGAAGCCAGAACAGCAAUGCUCAAGUUGCUGGCAUCCAUGGGAGUGAAGCACGAGAACCAGGUGCUCCUUCACAUUUAGAUGCUGGGCAAGAAUUGCUGCCGACACCAGCAGCAUUGGCAGAAGUUAUGUUGUCUACAAGGCAAAUGCUGAUUGAUCAAGCUGGAGAAUGUCUACUUCAACUUGCAAGACAACUGGAGGACCAAGCAAAUGUGACUGAUCCACUGGCACGGAUGUCCAUUCAGUCUACCGCUAUGAGAUCUGGAAUCUUACUUCAAAAUUUAGGUGCUCUUUUACUUGAACUUGGUCGGACAACAAUGACAUUGCGAAUGGGCCGUGCACCGUCUGAAGCUGUAGUUAAUGCUGGACCUGCAGUAUUCAUAUCCACAUCUGGCCCGAAUCCUAUAAUGGUCCAGCCUCUUCCAUUUCAACCGGGAACAAAUUUUGGUGCAAUCCCCAUGGGAGCUGUAAAUCCUGGUUCUGGUUUGGUAGGCGGAACUCUUGGUUCUGGAUUUCUCCCAAGGAAUAUUGACAUACGGAUACGCACAGGGUCUUCAAUCUCUACCGCCAGUACUAAUCAAGGGGAGCAGGCAGGUGUGCAGCAACCCCAGAUGCGGGCAGAUACACCAAGAAGUUCUGGUGGUGCAACAUUUGUCCACCAAGUAUCUUCAGGGGCGUCAGGUAAUCUACCCUUUACUGGAGAUUCUGGAGUACGGGUAGUACCCAUCAGGACUGUGGUUGCUGCAGUACCUGCUCCGAUCAGUCGACCACCAUCCAGUACUUCGGGUGGCUCAGUAGGCCUGUUCUAUCCACUUCUAGCAAGGGUUCAGCAUGUAACUUCUGGAAAUUCGAAUAAUGCAAGAGGUUCUCAAGUGGCCAGUGAACAUCAACCUGGUGCUCCUGAAACCAGGCAGCAGCCAGUCCCAGCAUUUUCAGUGCAAGAACAAAAUAUGGGUUCUAACAUUUUUGUUUCUGUUAGAGAUGGAAAUUCAGCAGCCACAGUGACUGAGCAUCAGCAAGGAAGCUUUCCAACUUCAAGUUCAAGACAACCUGAACCAUCCAAUUCAAGUAAUAACAUUCUACCAAGUGAUGGGACUCAAAGCGGCCACGGAACUUCAAAUCAGAUCCCCAACAGAUUGGAUGAGUUGCUGAGGACCAUUUUCCCUGGGGAGCAUAUUCGUGUUAGUGAUAUCAGCUUCCAACCCAUGGCUACGACUUCAUCCACUGAAAGUGCUGGGACAACCAGAGGUGCUGUGGAUGCAAGGGAGGCGGUGGCAGGAGUUGAUUCUGAUGAAGGACUCUUCUUCUCAAAUUUACUUCGACAAAUCAUGCCCUAUAUAUCUCAAAUUGGAGCUGCUGAGUCAAAUGUAUCGCUAGGAAGUGGAAAUAAUUCAGAGCAUACAACUGCUCAUGGUUCCUCUACACAAGCUGAGGAGAAUCCAGAUGUUGGGACGUCUUGUCAGCAUGGUGAUCCUCCAACUCCACCAAAUUCAAAGCGUCAAAAGAGAGAGUGAUCUGCCUGAAAAUGUUGAGCACUCGUAAAUACAUUUCCAUUGGAGUGAAGAUCAUAAUGAUGAUGCAGCAUAGAAGCAUUGCCGUGUUCAAUGAUGGAGUUAUAUUGGGAGGCAUGCGUUGGCGCCGUACUUGCUUGAUAUAUAUAUCUUGAAUUUGGUUUUCCAUUUGGCGUCGUUAGCAGGUGAUAAUAUUUGGGACCCCUCUCCCUUUCACUCUCGCUCUUUCUCUCUCUCAGGUUUAAAAUACUAGGGACAUUUUACAAUGAUGAAACAAUUUUUCUCUCUUCCUUUAGUUGAAUCGAUAUAUAACAGCAUGUAUGAUCUUGAGAUUUCGAAUCCAUAUGUACAUUGAGCACUUAAAAGACCUUCAUCCAUUACUGUUGGGGAAUUGAAUAUGUAGUCUUGAACUCCAAUUUUUGUGGUGGAUUUGAAAUAUUGUUGGAACAUUAUCUAGUAUGAGAAAUGGGCCCUUUCAAUCAGUUACAAGACA